ACACUGUUCUGCGAGACCAUUCGUUCAUUACACUCCGGUACUCUGUGUUCAACUCGUUCACUCGAAAAUAGUCUCCAUCGGUUCAGUAAUCGUCUCUUUAAUUUUUAUUCAUAAAUGUGUUUAAAAUAAGUCAAAAUCGUUAAUUUUUAUUCACAUAAAUAAAUUUUAGUUGUAUCUUCAUAAAUAAUACUAAACCAUGAGUUCGGGUGGUACUCGCGUGUACGUCGGCGGUCUCGUCGAGGGAAUCAAGAAGGAAGAUCUCGAACGCGAGUUCGAUAAAUAUGGAAAACUAAACUCAGUUUGGGUAGCACUAAAUCCCCCAGGUUUCGCUUUCAUAGAAUUUGAGAACUUGCAGGAGGCGGAAGAUGCGUGUAGCGCGAUGAAUGGUACUGAGAUGUUAGGCGCCACUUUGAAAGUAGAGAUCUCUAGAAAGCGGGACGGGCCCCGCAGAGGUGGGUUCAGAGGUCGGGGCGGCGGUAACUUCAGGGGUGGUCGUUCAUUCGGAGGUCAGGGAGGAGGCAGGUUCAACAACUCAUACGGUGGCGGCGGCGGCCGGCCGUACAAUCGUAACGGAGACGGAUAUGGCUCCAGCGGCGGCGGUGGUGGUGGCGGCGGUGGCGGCAACUACAGAUCUAGGUCGCCGCUGUCCCGUUAUUAAUUUAGUUGCUAGGUUAAAUAGGUUUAGUGUUAUCGUAAUCUGAAGCCUUCCAAGUGUUAAAAUUCAAUGAAUACUGGGGGUUUAUUGCUAGGCAUUUCGAUGGCUCAAGGAAGUGGAGGUAAAUAUAUUUAAAAUUUCUUGUUAUAAUUAUGGUGAUGAUUGAUUACACGCUUAGUCUUGCUGAUUAGACAAACGUGCUGUAUGGAUUAUGUAGAAUCAAAAAAACUUUAAAGGCAAGUGUCAUAAACGUACAUGUAUAUUUUUUAAAGAAUAAUUACUCUUGUGGUAGCUCUAGCUUUGAUAUUUCUUGUAUUAUAAAAAUGAUUUAAUUUGAACCAUAAUAACCAUUAACUGCAAGGACCUUAAUCACACAAGAUAAAAAAAAGUAUUUAGUGCUCUUUAAAGUAAAUGACCUCUUAUCAUAUUCUCCAUUACAAGUUAUUGUUUGACUGUAAUCAUUGUUCCUCAGCACGAAGACAGUCAUAUUUUUUACAUGUUAAUAAUUUUCAAUUUUUUUCUGGAGAAACUCAUAAUGUAACAAGAAGAAAUAUGAUUUUACUUUGCUACAAACUAGCAAGUGUAAUAUCAACUAUAACGUAUAACAUCAUUUAAAUUGACUCUCAAUUUUAUAAAGUUUGCUUGACUGGUACAAAAGUUAUCUUGUUUUCUGUGUAAUUUUAUUCAAAUAAGCUGCAACUAAUAAAAUUCCAUUUCCCUGAGACCAAAUUGAAGUCUGUUCAGACAUUAAAACAAGUAAACAUCUUACAGUAUUUUAACAGCACUCUCAGUUAUAUUUCAUCUAAAGAUAUUUUUAAAAUUUCAGUUCCUUGGACUCGGUGAUCUCGCUUCAAAAUCAUCGGAAUAUAUUUCAAGAACAAUCUUCAGAAAUUAAUUAACAUUCUACCUAGUACUCUAAUGGAUAAGUUUCUUCAUAAAUAAAAAUUAUGACUUAUU
This is a messenger RNA of Bombyx mori (domestic silkworm), 1612 nucleotides long. It is a transcript of the gene Rsf1, whose product is annotated as repressor splicing factor 1. Gene Ontology annotation, molecular function: RNA binding. The transcript has 2 exons. Lineage: Eukaryota; Metazoa; Arthropoda; Insecta; Lepidoptera; Bombycidae. The coding region runs from base 197 to 658 and encodes 153 amino acids. The record is from RefSeq and is a predicted model, not a curated record.